AUGGCUUCCUGUGGUUCCCAAAGUCUCCUUGAAAACAAGUGUCCUCAGGAAAAUGAAGAGGAGGAGAUUGGGAAUCUAGAGCUUGCCUGGGAUAUGCUGGAUUUAGCAAAGAUCAUUUUUAAAAGGCAAGAAACAAAAGAAGCCCAGCUUUAUGCUGCCCAGGCGCAUCUUAAACUCAGAGAAGUCAGUGUUGAAUCUGAGAACUAUGUACAAGCUGUGGAGGAAUUCCAGUCCUGCCUAAACCUGCAGGAACAGUACGUGGAAGCCCAUGACCGUCUCCUUGCAGAGACCCACUACCAGCUGGGCUUGGCUUAUGGGUACAACUCUCAGUAUGAUGAGGCAGUGGCACAGUUCAGCAAAUCUAUUGAAGUUAUUGAGAAGAGAAUGGCUGUACUAAAUGAGCAAGUGAAGGAGGCAGAACGAUCAUCUGCUGAAUGUAAGAAAGAAAUUGAGGAGCUGAAGGAACUGCUACCUGAAAUUAGAGAGAAGAUAGAAGAUGCAAAGGAGUCCCAGCGUAGUGGGAAUGUAGCUGAACUGGCUCUGAAAGCUACUCUGGUGGAGAGCUCUACUUCAGGUUUUACUCCUAGUGGAGGAGUCUCUUCAGUCUCUAUGAUUGCCAGUAGAAAGCCAAUAGACAGUGCUUCCUCAUCAAAUUGUGUAACUGAUAUUUCCCACCUUGUUAGAAAGAAGAGGAAACCAGAGGAAGAGAGUCCCCGGAAAGAUGAUGCAAAGAAAGCCAAACAAGAGCUGGAGGUGAAUGGAGGCAAUGGGGAUGCUGUCUCCAGUGGAAAUGAAGUUUUGGAAAACACAGAGGAGGCUGAGAAACAGGCUGAAAGCCGAGUGGCAGUGGAGGGGACAGUGGAGGCUGGCGCUACAGUUGAAAGCACUGCAUGUUAAGAGGGGGCAGAGCCUUCCUCCUAAGGGAAAGUGUUUUUGUAUAUAAUGUAUUUUUUCACUUUUGGAGGAUUCUUUUUGUAUAACUUCAAUAAAGAUUGAAAGCAAAAAAAAAAA
Molecule: messenger RNA, 1011 nt
Organism: Saimiri boliviensis boliviensis (Bolivian squirrel monkey)
Lineage: Eukaryota; Metazoa; Chordata; Mammalia; Primates; Cebidae
Source: RefSeq, a predicted model, not a curated record